Cygnus atratus (black swan) is the source of this 1538-nucleotide messenger RNA. RefSeq names its product low density lipoprotein receptor adapter protein 1-like. The transcript is spliced from 9 exons. The record is from RefSeq and is a predicted model, not a curated record. Lineage: Eukaryota; Metazoa; Chordata; Aves; Anseriformes; Anatidae. Bases 79 to 975 code for a protein of 298 amino acids.
AGUCCGGCAGCGGACGGCGGCCCGCCCCGCCCGGCCCCCGCCGCCUCGGUACCGGCAGGGCUCGGCCUCGGCUCUGCCAUGGAGGCGCUGCGGGCGGCGGGGCGCGCAGUACUCCGGAGUCCGCGCCUCGCCCGGCACGGCCUGGGGCUCUGCCGGCGGCGCAAGCUUCCUGAGAGCUGGGCUGAUAUGCAGGAGCCGCUGCUUGAGGGGAUGUGCUUCACACUGAAGUAUCUGGGCAUGACACUGGUAGAGAAACCCAAAGGAGAAGACAUGGCAGCUGCUGCCAUCCGCCGGAUCAUUGCCAUGGCACGGGUGGGAGCUCGCAAGUUCCAGAAGGUGAUUCUGACAGUGUCUCCGAGGGGCAUCUCGCUGCAAGACGCAGACACAAAGGAGAUUGUUGAGAACAUCUCCAUCUACAGGAUCUCCUACUGCACAACCGACAAGCUGCAGAACAAAAUCUUUGCUUAUGUUGCGCAGAGCCAGGAGAGUGGGGCACUGGAGUGCCAUGCCUUCCUCUCACCCAAGAAGAAGAUUGCCCAGGCUGUGACUCUGACUGUGGCCCAGGCCUUCCAGAUGGCACUGGAUCUCUGGGAAGCAGCAAAUGCAGGCUCUAGGCAGGAACAGUCCCUUCACCCUCCAUGUGUCUUGGAGCACAGUGAACCCGGCAGAGCAAGUGAGCCAGCCCCCCCGGGGAGCCCUCCCUUCAGACACCAAUUCGGGGAGGAGGAAGAGGAGGAGGAAGAUGAAAACCUUGAGGAAACUUUACCUGGCUGCAUGGAGGAGCUGGGGAGGGAAGUCCACAGUCCAGCAGAGUUGACACCUCUUGUGCCCAGACCGAACUUGCCAACUGCGCAGCUGCCGCUGAGCUGGCCCCGCUUGGGGCAACCCCCAGGCUGCUGGAAGGGGCUGGGGGAGGUUGGAGUCCCCCCCACAGCUGGCCUUGGGACUGAUGGCCCCAAGGUUACCCUGGGCUAAGCCAAGUCUCUGCAGCAAUGGACCAGCCACUCAGGAUUCACCCUGUGCCUGCACCCAGGCAAGCCAGUGCCUGCCCCUGCUCCCUGCACUGUCCCCAGGCGCAGGGGCUACUGACACAACUGCCAUGCGGUGUGCAGACUGCAACACCCACUCCUUGUUGUGCUGUCCACCUGCAUGAACCACCUUGAACUGCAGUUGCUCCUUGUUGCCCUUUAAGGCUGUUGGACUAGUGUUCCUCACUCUGCCCACUCCCAUUGCAGGCACAGCCACUGCACGUGCCCUGGGCCUGCAGAAUGUAGCCAGUGCACCCAGAGCUGUGUAUCCGACUGCUCCUCAUAGUGGCAACUGGGGACCAGUUGAGGCUGAGCAGCCUGCUGUGUCUGUGUGAGGGGGGGGUCUUACUCAGCAAAUUGAAUUUGCAUAUGAUCCUCAGGGAGCUAUAGCUCUUGGCCAGAAGAGCUCUUCCCUGCAGUUCAGCCCUACACCAUCCUGUGAGUGAAAUUAGCUGGUUUUUAAAGGAAAGCUCUGCAUUUGUAGGGAAAUAAACUGAGGUGUGGUGUGUG